CGGAGCUUGAGCCAGAACUCUGAGCUGGUGGUGCCUGAGCAGCCUCCCAGCAGGGAGAAACCCUUCAGGUGCUUGGAAUGUGGGAAGAGCUUCAAGGCCAGCACCACCCUCCUCAUCCACAAACACAUCCACACUGGGGAGCGGCCCUACACAUGUGGGGAAUGUGGGAAGAGCUUCAAGUGCAGCUCCAACCUAGUCCGACACAAGCGCAUCCACACUGGGGAACGGCUGUACACGUGUGGGGAAUGUGGGAAGAACUUCAGGGACAGCUCCACCCUCCUCACCCACCAGCACAUCCACACCGGGGAACGGCCCUACACGUGUGGGGAAUGUGGGAAGAGCUUCAACUGCAGCUCCAACCUACGCAACCACUGUCGUGUCCACACUGGGGAACGGCCCUACACAUGUGGGGAAUGUGGGAAGAGCUUCAGUGACAUCUCCACCCUCCGCAGCCACCAGCGCAUCCACACCAGAGAGCAGCCCUACACGUGUGAGGAGUGUGGGAAGAGCUUCAGUACGAGCUCCAGCCUCCUCGUCCACCAACGCAUCCACACUGGAGAACGGCCCUACAAAUGCUUGGAAUGUGGGAAGAGAUUUCAGACCAGCUCACAUCUCCUCCUGCACCAGCAGACACACACGGAUGAGAGGCCCUUCCGCUGCACCGACUGUGGGAAGGGCUUCAAGCAGAACUCCACCCUUGUCACCCACCGGCGCAUUCACACCGGGGAGCGGCCCCACAAGUGCUUGGAAUGUGGGAAGAGGUUUCAGACCAGCUCAAAUCUCCUCAGGCAUGAGCAGACACACACAGAUGAGAGGCCCUUCCGCUGCACCGACUGUGGGAAGAGCUUCUGCCAGAACUCCUCCCUUGUCACCCACCGACGCAUCCACACCGGGGAGAGGCCCUACAAGUGUGGGGAGUGUGGGAAGAGCUUUGCCCAGAGCUCUACCUUGACCAGACACCAACAGACCCACCGGUAAGAGAAGCGCCUCGAGUGCCCCGACUGCAGGAA
Molecule: messenger RNA, 1010 nt
Organism: Pseudopipra pipra
Lineage: Eukaryota; Metazoa; Chordata; Aves; Passeriformes; Pipridae
Product: zinc finger protein 16-like
Exons: 1
Source: RefSeq, a predicted model, not a curated record